AUACCAUCAACACGGAUUUAUGCCAGUGGCCACAUAGCGCGGGUAAUCCAAAAUCUUAACUCGUGAGCGUGGAUGUUCUUAUUUCAAAGCACAACGGGGUGCAAUUUCCUCAUGAUAGGUUCAAAGCAAUCAAUGAGAACACGGGAUCUUUUUUGAGGCUAGAUGUUUCGGCCCGGACUUGAAUUCAAUUCAGGGUUGGAAUCUCUCUUGAUUCAGCUUCCUCAGGCGGCGCAGGCCCGCCCAUCUCCAGCAAAAGGAGCAAAAGAACCGGGCGGCGAGAGCUCUGGCGUCUGGGGCCCGACCAGCCAGCUAGCAGAGCCUGAGGACAGAUAUUGGCCGAAGCUAAGAAGUAACGGCAUCUCGCUCCGGCCACUAGCUGAGCUACCAGUACCGAGACUGCUGAGGGCUGCCUUUCAUCAUUUCAAACUAUUCGAAGAUGGCGAGUAAUGUGCCCAGUGCUACUGCUAGAAGUAGAAGCAAGAGAAUGAGGCGUCCCAAGAUGUCGCCAGACUUUGUUUACGAAUCGCCUGUUGCUGCAAAAAGGAGAAGAAAACUUCAGUCAGCUCAAGAAACUAUGAAAAAUCCCACUCGCUCCAAUGGAAAAAAGAAGACAGGAUUCAAAGAUCUUCCAGCUGAAAUAAUUGUUCAGAUCUUGAAAUACUUACCUCUCAAAGGGCUGGUUGCAGCUAGUGGUGUGUGCAAGAAAUGGAGAAAGCUCUGCAAAAACUCAUCACUGUGGAGAUGUGUAUCAUUCAAAGGAAAUAAAGUUGAAAGAUUACGACCAAAGUUCUGGAAGAGACUUGAAAAAUUUGGUACAACCUGCUUGGAUCUUCAUGACUGUCUUGGUUCUGAUAUUUCAUAUGUUAAUACAAUCAAUGCCAUUGUAAAGCUGACCAAUGUCACAGCACUCUACAUAGACAACAUUGAAAAAGGAGACCUUGAUAGAGUUGUAGAGAAGAUGCCUCAACUCAAGAUUCUCCAUGUCAUAUGCCUUCUACCACCAAGAGAUAUUAGGGAAAGAGAAGAUUGCUUGGCAGUAUAUGAUGUUGGCAAGAUGAAGGUGCUGACUAAUCUAGAGGAAUUGAGGAUGAAUUCCUUCUACGGCUUUCAAGUACCCUUCUUUGCAUUAUCUGGAGGAUUUGAUGCAUUAAGUGCUCUCACAAGUCUUAAGAAAUUGGUACUGACUAACUGCCAUGGGUUAGAAGAUGAUGAUUUAGAUUUUCUAAAGACUCUACCAUAUCUGGAACAUUUGGAGCUGGGAACUUGCACAGGUCUUUCAUUUUGUCCUGAACGCUCUUCAUUGACUCAAGUAAGGAACCUUCGGUUUCUCAGUCUAACAAAUGCUCAUUGUGUAUGUCCAGGAAUUCCAUGUGAAUGCAUCGGGCCAUAUCUGAGAGGGUUAAAAAAGUUGAGGAAGCUUUCCCUGAUAAUGUGUCAUACACCCAAUGAUUUUGCUGAGUCACUUCGUGAAUUACCUGAAUUAAAGAGCUUGGAGGUCUGGCCUUGUAUUGACAUGUUCUUAGUUCCUUUUGGUGAAGGCAAUUAUGAAGAGAAGUUCAUUGAUUGUUAUAGCACCAUCUUUCGUGGCUUAGAUCACCUGCCGUCUGUCACUGUUGGUAUACUAGAUGAAGACUGUGAGAUUAUGUACUGUCCUUUCUAUCACAUGUUUGCUGCAAGGAAGGGUAAUCAAACAUGUUUGGCAGGAUUCCCCCCUUAUGAGGACAGCCCGGUCAAUAUAGAAGACAUAGUAGACAUGACAGAUGAUGCCUUUGAAGAGAUACACAGGUCAAGUGAAGCGAGAAUCGCAAUAAGAACUUCAACGUAUAAUACGGUGAAACAGAGAUUAAUUGACCUUUUGCCCACAUCUCGAUUGACAUUUUAUCAGGUUAAGCUGACUUUUGUUGGUUUUAAUGUGAGACAGGAUAUAUUCUACACCCCAAGAAUUGAGGGGCAUUUUAAUAUGCCAGUACUCUCUGAGGUGUGACAUACCAGCACAAUGAUAAAUCACUCUGAUUUGACAAUUCAAUGACUCAGGAAUUGUUUCUUCAGGUAUCACCUUGACCUUGUAUGGUAAUAUUUUUCGAAGCAGCUGAUUUUAAAAUGCCAAAUGCCAGUUGUGUGCCAGCUGAAAAGAGUCCAUAAUGGUGUUUGAUUUUUCUCUGAUCACACAACAUUGCCUGCUGUUCUUGCUACUUAAUAGUUUAAUAGAGCUUUGGUCAAGCAUUAUUCUUUUGAUACAAUACUAACGAUGCAAUUGAAUUAAGAGGUUGGGGUACAUUAAAGUAGUACCAUUGAUUGCAAUAAGAGGAUGAAGUGUGACUUUUUCUCUACAUCCUGCCAAGUACCAAGCAAAAUAUUCUGAUAAAAGAGUUGUUUUAUUUUUAGGACAUGUAAGCUACAUUCUUAAAAUGUUGGAUUCCAUGACAAUGCUUUUCUAACAUUUACACAAAUGGAUAAACUGUACAGUAUAAAGGAAAACAGUGAUCGAAUUGCCUUUGGAAAAGUCAAAGAAAAAAGAUGUAUUUACUAAUCAGAGAUUUUCAGUUUUUUUAUUAUGAUGAUGAUGUGGUCAUUUCUUCGGUGCAAAAUAUAAUUUCAUAGUUUCUUGUUGAAAAAUCAAGAUAUUUGUUGAAAUAUGUCAUUUUGCUUUCUCAGAGAACUGGUGGAUCUACAACACAGGUUUAGAAAUCCUAUAAUCUUUCCAAUAUAUAUUUGUAAUUUCCAAUAAAUGUUUGAGCCUUGCUGCCCCCUCCACAAUAAAUCCACAUAAAAUUUUUGACUGCACGCUCAACUCACGCGCUGCUUUUGAGACAAAUUUGCAGUGCAUGGGUGUGCAGUGACAAAUUUAUGCAACAUUACAUAGUUGCUCAAAAAGUGAGUUCUGGCUAUGAGAUGGGUUUAAAUAACCUGGCUAUAUUAGGGAUAAAGGUAAAGUUUAUUUCUAAAUGUGUCUUCCAUUUUAGAGAAAUUGAUUUUUUUUUCAAAUCUGAUGAAGCGUAAGUCAUUUAUUGACUUUGUGGUGACACUUUCUCCCUAUUUCCCUCUGUUCUUCCUCCUUGGACUUGAGAAAUUAUAUUGUAUCAGAUUUCCCUUUUCAAAAAUUAUUUUGUAGACAUUUUAUGUCGGCUGUUAUGCCUAGACCAUUUAUAUUUCACACCUUGAACAUGAAUGAAACAUUUUGUUAAAUGAUGUCAUAAUUUACUGAGGUAUUAACAGCAAACGUAACUUACAAAGAAUAUGCCACUGGUCUUACUAUAUCAUAACCCCCAUCUUGGGGGAGGGGUUAUUUUUAAAUGUAUGACAUUCAGGUUGAAAAAAAAAUACCACUAGAUUUGCAAAAAGAAAAUAGCAAUAUAAGUGUGUUGUUAUGCUCUAUCUGUGGUGUAAAAUUCUAUGCCAACUCACAAAUUAAAGAAAGAUGGUGACUUGAAGACUUCACUACGUUGCAAUUCGUAAACAAAUGAUCACAGAAUUUGACUCCUCAGUCAAUAUGAUAUUUGUGGGCAUAGCAAUGAAAGGCUGUACACUAUGUAUCUGUGUUUCCUUGACAGAUAUUGCACAUAAGCUAGUAUUAACUUUUAAAGCAAGAUUUGGAAACAUAGUGUAGAAGAGCAAAUAAAAAAGAGAAAUGAUUGAUUAUGUAACAUUUGUUUAGUCCCUGAGAGAGGAUGAAUUGACUAUUACACAAUGGUAAGAUAUGCCUGAAUAUCAAUUAAUGACUAGUGUUGGCAUAAGUUUACUGAGUUGAUUCUUCUUAAUGUGAUGAAAUAAAAGUGAUUUCAGUAUAAUCUGAUUGAGACCAAUUUGAUCCUUCUGACUUUUAAGAUAAUAAAUAGAUAUUCAAUACUUGAAACAAUUUUUAGUGGUUAAUAUUUUACAAUGAACCAAAAUGUAAUUCAGUAUUAUACUCUAGAAAUUUUACCUUCUCUAAAGUAUUUGCAAUGUAUCGCUCUUCAUCGUAAAAAGUAAAUAAUGACCUUUUAAAUUAUUUGAUGUUUGCCUUCUAUUUUUUCCCUAUGCAUGUACAUUUUUUGCCAUAUCAUAUGAAGUAUGAUAAUCACUAUACUCUUGAUGGUUUUCAAAAUAUCAUACAAUUACAGUCUUAUCAUCCAUAAAAGGGUAAUCAAACAUUGACUUAGGCUUAGUUCAUUCCAGAACUUUAUUGGAGCUGACCUGCAUGUUCCCUUGUUUCAUAAAUAUUUCAUCCUAAUGACAUUUUUGGGACUCUUUGAUUCCAUUUUGGAGAGUUUGUAAAUCAAAAUCAAAAUGUUCCUAUAAAUCUUUGUUCUGGAUUUUCCUUGUUCUCGUAUCAAUCGUCCUAUUUAUCAUAGAUCUUCUGGUUUUAUGUACAUCGGUAUCUUAGUCGAAAAGUACUCUUUUCAUUUUGAUAAAGUGUUCAUAGAAGUGUUCGUAAUAAUGUUAUGAAUUAAAAUAACUGUUUGAUCACUGAUCCUUUAGUAAUUCCUAUUAAAACAUGUUUGUAAACAUAAGAUUUUUAGCUUUUGAAAGUGAUAUUUGUGACCAGCCACACCAAACCAACAAUAAGUCACCAGGGAAGUUACGCUGUAAAUAGCCAAAAAGUAAUUUAGUCAUCAAAAGGCAAAAUUUUGAAAAUGAGCUUAUCUGAAAGAAUGAAUAUAUGAAUAUCCAUCAUUUAUUGCUUGAAACAGAAUUCUGAAACAGAAAUACUCAAAAAAAAUUGUUUUGCCCAAUUGAUUAUGGGCUCGGCAGACACUGUGCAUCGUCAUAGCUCUAUCCUUUGCAUCAUUGAACAGGGUAGCAGCAACUCCAAUCUUGUAACUUGUUUUGGUCCGACGUAGCAGGAGUUAGAACUCCUGACCACCCGGUUGUGAGGCAGAUGUUCUAUCAACUGAGCCAACACACCGGUAUAACUAUUCUUCUUCAUACAGUCAAAAUUUGGAGUUGUAAAGCUGAAUGUAUGACAAGAUACAAUAGUUCUUUGACACUAUUUAUUGUGUACUACUUGGGAGUUUCAUUGAGAUUGUACAGUGUGCACGUCUCAUGCUUGAGUGAACCCAGAACUUGAAACCUAAACUCUUGCUGAAUUUCUUCUCCAUUCAGUCAAGUACUUGUGUGGAAUAUUAUUGAUCAAAUAUUUCAAAGUUAUAUAUCAUUUAAAGCUUAGGAUUUGCUUUUUCAAUCUCAAUAAAAAUCGACAAAUUCAUUCUGGGUAACUUAUUGUUGGUUUUAGAGUGGCUGGUCACAUUUGCCAAAUCUAGUCAUAUUUCUUGCCGCCAUAAGGCUUCGGUUUUGGUAACUCAUAAUAACUCAUAAUAUGAUUAUCAUUUUCUGAUUUAAUUGGAACAAAUUGUAUGUUAUGUGAACAUGGCAAUUGUGGAAUGCAAUUAUGUAACCGUCAUUGAUACCUUGUGUAAAUGAAUGCUCAAAUUCAUAUUUGCUGUUUCAAAUAGAAAAUUAAGUCAAUAAUAAUUUGUUUUAUCAAAAUUACUUCCCAAUUUUUUGUGGAAUCUAAUCAGAAUAAAUUUUGAUGUCAAAUCAGUUAAUUCAUCAAAUAAAACACAUUGUUAAAUUAUUUCUUCUCAUCAUAACCAUUUUGGGGCACAUGCAUUAAUCUCAUCUAGUAAAUGAAUUUCAAUUAAGACUUACACUUUUGGGGGAUUUCCCAAAACUAAAUAGGCUUUAAAGAUUUUCUCCUCCGAUUCGUCCUUUUUUUUGUCUCCCUGGAACAAAGUUCAGCAGAGACCAAGUUAUCACUUUUCCCGUUGGUCUGUUAGUAU
Molecule: messenger RNA, 5759 nt
Organism: Lytechinus variegatus (green sea urchin)
Lineage: Eukaryota; Metazoa; Echinodermata; Echinoidea; Temnopleuroida; Toxopneustidae
Product: F-box/LRR-repeat protein 12-like
Exons: 9
Coding region: 437-1984 (515 amino acids)
Biological process (GO): regulation of DNA strand resection involved in replication fork processing; telomere maintenance; regulation of double-strand break repair via homologous recombination
Cellular component (GO): centriolar satellite
Molecular function (GO): protein binding
Source: RefSeq, a predicted model, not a curated record